Molecule: messenger RNA, 4304 nt
Organism: Vitrella brassicaformis
Lineage: Eukaryota; Vitrellaceae
Source: the annotation of a GenBank genome assembly
AGCACGAGGAGAAGACGCCUGUUCGUCAUGGUCCGGUUCAAAGUUGACGGCUUGGAUGUGUUCUUCCCCUAUGAAUAUGUCUAUCCCGAGCAGUGAGUGCGCCGACGCACACACCACAGGACAGACACGCCUGCAGCAGGCGCACACACAGAUCCACACACACGCACACACAAGCGGCCUCAUCCCUCUGUGUGUGCAGGUACCAGUAUAUGUACCACCUCAAGCAGACGCUCGACGCGCAGGGCCACGCCGUGCUGGAGAUGCCCACCGGCACCGGCAAGACCGUGGCCCUCUUCUCCCUCAUCACCUCAUACCAGCUGGCGCAUCCCGCUACCGGCAAGCUCAUCUACUGCACCCGAACAGUUCCCGAGAUGGAGAAGGCCCUCGAGGAGCUGCGACUCGUCACCCGCUACCGCGUUAGCGAGCUGGCCAAGGACCGCUCUGCAGCUGAGGACCACCAGAUGCCUGACGCCGGUUCUGCUGCUGCUGCCGCUGCAGCCAGUGGUGGUGCUGGUGCUGCUGCGGGACCAUCGAAGGACAAGUCGAUGUCCAAGGGUCACAUUCUGGCCAUCGGUAUGAGCGCCCGGCGGAACAUGUGUGUGCAUCCGUCGGUGAGCCAGGAGGCCGACCGCGAUAAGGUGGACGAGCGGUGCCGGCAGCUGACGGCGCCCUGGGUGCGGCAGUCGGUGCUUGAGAAGGAGGGCAACCACGAGCUGUGCGACUUUUACGAGAGCUUUGAGCGGCACGGCGCGACCACUCUGGUGCCGCCGGGGGUGUACACCAUCGAGGACCUCAAGACGAUGGGCGCCAAGGCCAACGAGCCCUUCUGCCCCUACUUUGCUGCGAGAAGGCUGCUGCAGACGGCCAACGUGGUGGUGCUCAACUACCAGUACGUCCUCGACCCCAAAGUCUCACAGGUAGGAGGAGACGAACGCACCAGCCGCCAUCGAUCUCAUUCAUGCACUGCAUUGAUCAAUCUCGUUGCUCGGGUGGUGCUGCUGACGUCAGGCGGCCCUUCUGGGCACUGGUGUGGGCCGCGCGCCGCCCAGCUAUGCGGGGGCGGCGUCGGCCGGUGCGCAGACGUCGGCCAAGUCGUUUGCGGCGAACAAAGAGCCGAGCAUCAUUGUGUUUGACGAGGCGCACAACAUCGACAACGUGUGCAUCGAGGCCCUGAGCGUCAACCUCAAUCGACAGACGCUCGAGGCGUCCAGCAAGAACCUGACCAAACUGAUGGACCAAAUCGAAGAGUGAGUGAGCGUGGGGGAGAGAGAACGUGAUGCUUAUGCCCGUGGGUGUGCAUGUGGGUGUGGUGUGGUCUGUUGUGGUGUAGGGUGAAGAGGGUGGACCAGCAGCGCCUGCAGGACGAGUAUCAGCGGCUGGUUGGCGGGCUGCGGGACGCCGGGCAGAUCGAUGCCGACAUGUUUGAGCACCUCGCAAACCCUCUCCUCCCAGACGACAUUGCUAAAGACGUACGUACGGCAACCACCCACACCCACACCCACACAGACAUCUCUCUCUCUCUCUCUGUGUGAUAUGUCAUAUGGUGGGUGCAGGUCAUCCCGGGCAACAUCCGUCGUGCGGAGCAUUUCGUGAGUCUGAUGCGGAAGGUGGUGCUGUACCUGAAGACGUACAUCCGGGUGUUUGAGGUGCAGUCGGAGGGACCCCUGUCCUUCCUGCACAAACUGGAGCAGGAGACAUCCAUCGAGGCGAAGACACUCAAGUUCUGCUACGAGCGGCUCAGGUAUGGAUGGAUGGCCACUUUGGGUGGGCACACAGGCAGACAGACGAAGAGAAGGCAUCAGUGUCAGUGGAUGCAUGCAUGGAUGGAUGGCUGACUGUGUGGUGCAGGUCGUUGCUGAACACUGUGCGCGUGACCAAUCUUGACGAGUUCACGCCCCUCACCCUCGUGGCCGACUUCUGCACACUCGUCGGCACCUACUGGUCCGCCACCAGCACCAGCACCUCACACAAGACACAGACAGACAGGCGGUGCUCUCUCUUCCAUGUGUGGACGUGUGGAUGUGUGGUUGCAGGGAUGGGUUCAUCGUGAUAACAGACCCAUGGCCUGAGGCGACGGGCAUCUACGACCCAUUGCUGCAGCUGAGCUGCCUCGACUCGUCCCUCGCCAUGCAGCCGGUCCUCAAGAGGUACCAGUCUGUCAUACUCACCUCGGGCACCAUCUCGCCGCUGGAGCUCUACCCCAAGAUUCUCAACUUUCAGGUAUGUAUCGAUGUGUGAUGUGUGAUGUGUGAUGUGUGUGUGUGUGUGUGUGGCCGCUUGCACCAGGGCUGGCUAAUGUGGGUGUUGUCUUGUGCUCGUGCGUGUAGCCUGUGUUGACGGAGUCGUUUCCCAUGUCGCUGGACCGCGACUGUUUCUGCCCGCUGAUCGUUUCCAGAGGGGCCGACCAGGUGCCACAUGUCAGCCAAGGGGAAUGUUGACAAUAGCCUGCAUGGACCAUCAUGCCUGUGUGUGGUGUGUGUGUGUGUGUGUGUGUGUGUGCAGGUUCAGCUGUCAUCCAAGUUCGAGUUGCGCAACGACCAGUCUGUUGUGCGCAACUACGGCUCGCUGCUCAUCGACCUCGUCAAGACGGUUCCUGAUGGGAUGGUCUGCUUCUUCACCUCCUACGCUUACAUGGAACAAGUCGUCGCACAAUGGUAAGUUAAGUACGUUCAGCUUGGUCACCUCACCCGACACACACACCGGACGGACAGCCGUGCCAAGAAACAGACACGUGUUGUCUCUCUCCCCCUGUGUGUGUGUGUGUGUGUGUGUGUAGGUAUGAGAUGGGCAUCAUGACUGAGGUCAUGUCGCACAAGCUCAUCUUCCUGGAGACCAAAGACGUCGUCUCGACCACACUGGCGCUACACAACUUCAGGUGCGGUGCGUCACGUCGACAGACACCCACCAGACAGACACACAGCACACCACACCACACCACCUCCGCUUCUCUGUCUGUCUGUCGGUCUGUCGGUCUGUCAGGCGAGCCUGUGACAGCGGCCGCGGUGCGGUGUUCUUUUCGAUUGCCCGCGGCAAAGUGGCCGAGGGCAUCGAUUUCGACCGUCACUACGGGCGGUGUGUGGUGCUGUUUGGGGUGCCCUUCCAGUACACCUUGAGCAGAAUCCUCAAGGCCCGGCUGGACUUCAUGCGAGAGCACUUCCAGAUUCAGGAGGGCGAGUUCCUGACCUUUGACGCUAUGCGGCAGGCGGCCCAGUGUGUGGGGCGGAUUAUUCGGUCCAAGAGUGACUACGGCAUUAUGAUCUUCGCCGACUCCCGCUACAGCCGCCAGGACAAGCGCACCAAGCUGCCCCCGUGGAUUCUCAAACACAUGCAGGCCGCCAACAUGUCGCUCUCAUCCGACGUCGCCGUAAGCAAACACAGACAUUCAUCGGGUGUGUGUGCUGUCGGACAGCCCAUCUCGUACUCUGUGUGUGUGUGUGUGUGUGUGUGUGUGCAGAUCGGUGUGGCCAAGACGUUCCUGCGUCAGAUGUCGCAGCCCUACAGGGUGACCAACGCCUCCCGGCUCGACGCCAAGGCGGUGCACGCCCUGGAGGCCAAGUGCAGAGAGAUGGUCAAGUCAGCAUUCCUCAAGCAACACGGUGCCACAACCACUGAUGCCAAGAUGGAGGAAAGCGACAAGCCGUUUACCGACAAGGCAGAAGAUAAUACGACUGCGACGGGCAGUGCCGCUGAGGGCGGUGCUGCUGCGUCGAGUGAGCGCCCGGCGAAGCGUGUCAAAGUGGAGGAGCUAUAGAGAGAGAGAGAGAAGAGGGCACGGGCAGUGCUGUCUGCAGUGCAGUUGCCUUGUACAUAGCAGAGAGGGAGGCACAUGUGCGUGGGUGUGUUGCUUGAUGUCUCCAUUGCCGUUGUCUUCGUCAGCUCCUCACCCUCACUGCCAAGAGAGGGCGAGGAGAUACCGAAGACGAGGCGAAUGACGGCAUGAGGGAACACACCAGCACAGACAGAGCGACUGACUGUUGGCAGAGGAAAUACAUGCGCUUCGUGUCCAUCUACAGUGAUCGUAAGGCUGGACACUGCCUGCCUAUCUUGUGUCUGUCUGUCUUGUGACGUCUCCAUUUCGUGUGGCUGUGGCUGUGGCUGUGGCUGUGGCUUGUGUGCCUUCUCUCGCGCCUUCUCAUCCUAUGUUCUUGGCCACCUUGGCCGUGACAAUGUGCUGUGGACAGACACAUGAUUACUGCCAAGGGGGUCGGAGGGCUAAUGAGGAAGAGGCGGGGGCACAGAAGGGAAGCAACAGCACAGCUGGCGGAGAAAGAGCGGGAAGUGCCAUGUGUGAAUCUGCAUUAACC